Molecule: messenger RNA, 3086 nt
Organism: Paramacrobiotus metropolitanus
Lineage: Eukaryota; Metazoa; Tardigrada; Eutardigrada; Parachela; Macrobiotidae
Product: 1-phosphatidylinositol 4,5-bisphosphate phosphodiesterase eta-2-like
Exons: 13
Coding region: 378-2765 (795 amino acids)
Biological process (GO): lipid metabolic process; phosphatidylinositol-mediated signaling
Molecular function (GO): phosphatidylinositol-4,5-bisphosphate phospholipase C activity
Source: RefSeq, a predicted model, not a curated record
CUUAUUACGGUAACUUACCUUCACUGUUGCUGUGCCUGUCGGUGCAGUACACAUAAAGUAUGCACCUGUUCUGAUAUUUCUGGUUUUUUUGCUUUUGUUACUAAUGUAAUCUAGGCAUUUUGUGCCCUUGAACGACAUUUUGACUGCUGUGAAAUUACAUUCUGAUUAUGUACGUUUACGUAUAUGACUAUGCAUCUUCUACCGAAGUGCUGAACUUCAUUCCGUCGUGGCAUGCACUGCCGUAUCGCUGUUGCAAAAAAAUGCAUCAUGCUGCUGCAUUUCCCGCAGAGAUAAAACUUAAUCCCUGUGUACGGAACCCUGCGGAAUGCGGAUACUGAUUUCCGCACUAAUUCCAUUUAUUUAAUGAAAUUUUAAAUAUGGAAAACCAUGGGUUGUUGGUAGAGAACGGGCACGGGGACGGUGAUAACGCCGAGAUGACGUCGACGGCGGAUCCCGAAGAACUGAAGCAUGAACGCUGGCUGGAAGCGGUGAUUAACGGGCAUCGGCUGAUCAAACUGAAGGCCGCUGGAGGGAAAGUGCAUCGGGAAUUCUCCCUGCGUCCCGAUAUGCGCACCAUCGUGUACGAUACAGCCGGACCCGCGUGCUUCACUCCGCACCGAUUAGUUGAAGUUGCCCAUGUUCGCGAAGUCCGCUCGGGCUACAGUUCGGAUACGUUUAAUUUCAACGAGAAAAAACCAGCGUUUGUUAAGAAAUACCCCGGGGAUCGCUGCUUCUGCAUUGUACUGCGGAAUAAGCGGAUUCUGAAUUUGAUUGCGGAAAAUAAAGACGUGCGGGAUAUGUGGGUGGCGGUGCUGCAGAAGCUGAUCGAUGAAAAUGCUCGCGCCAAUCGUGAUGCUAAACUCAGCGGCUGGCUUCGAAGCAAAUUCGAAAUUGCUGAUAAAAAUGCGGAUGGAUGUCUUAGUUCAGAUGAAGCAGUUCGUCUCUUGAACUCGAUGAAUAUUCAGUUCAGUCGCGAAAAAGCCUUAGGAGUUUUCCAGGCAGCUAAACCGGCACAUGUGGUUAACGGUGCACCCGUCCUGGACAUGGAGGGAUUUGAGCGGUUUUACAAUUUAAUCGCCAAACGCCCAGAAAUUGUCGAUAUUUUUGAACAAUUCAAAGCCGAUAAAGAGGCAGAUUACUGGACAGCGAAAGAUCUGCUAAAGUUUUUGCAAGAUUCGCAGCACGAAUACAUGAUAGACGAAGAAGGAUGUGAGAUGAUGAUUCGCUCUUUCGAUGUGCCCAGCGAAGAACGGGAUCUAGGCCAUUUAUCUCUUUCGGGGUUGGCAAACAUAUUGCUCAGUCCACGUUGCGCCGCUUUCGAUCCUAAUUGCAAUCUUGUACGGGACAACAUGACACACCCGAUAACGGAUUAUUUUAUCGCAUCCUCGCAUAAUAGCUACCUGGUGGGUGGACAGUUAACGGGAAAGAGCAGCAUAGAAGGAUAUAUUUACUGCUUAUUGAAAGGGUGCCGGUGCAUUGAACUCGAUUGCUGGGAUGGAAAGGAUGGCGAGCCAAUUGUUACUCACGGAGGAACACUGACGACGGACAUUCAUUUUGAAGAUGUUGUUGAAGCUGUGCGGGAUCAUGGCUUCAAAAGAUCAGAGUACCCGAUCAUUCUUUCUUUUGAAAACCAUUGCUCCGUCGCGCAGCAAGAUCGUAUGGCUUAUCAUCUGAGAAAUAUUCUGGGAGAUCGUUUAUUUACCGGGCCCAUUCGCUGCAAAGACAGAGCGUGUCCGUCGCCGGAAGAGCUGAAGGGAAAAGUGCUCAUCAAAGCCAAAAAGCUUCCAACGGAAAUAUUGCAUGACGCGGAUGUCGAUUUGGAUGAAGAAGAAAACAGCGAACACCACGACCAUGAUCAUCACAACCACCAUCAUCACCACGAUAAAGGCGAGCCGGAGAAGCCCGUAACGAAACCGAAAGAAACUCUGAAAGUUUCCAAGGCAUUAUCGGACUGCGUUUAUUUGAAAGCGGUUAAAUUUAAAGGAACAUUUUCAGCGCACGCCGAUGGAAAAUUUUUCGAAAUCAGCUCCGUAUCUGAAUCCAAAAUUCUGAAGCUGAUCAAGAAGAACCAUCUAGAAAUCAUUCAGCACACUAUGCGGCAGCUCGUUCGCAUCUAUCCUAAAGGCACCCGCAUCACGUCGACUAACUUUGAUGCCGUUCCCCUUCUGGACUCGGGUUGUCAGAUUGUGGCCAUGAAUUACCAGAAUCAUAAUCGUCCGACGCAAGCCUACCGCGCUCUCUUUCGGGACAAUGGCGGAUGUGGUUACAUACUGCAGCCGGAGUACAUGCGAACCCCGGGAUUAGAUUAUAACGCUUUCAAGAAUAUGCGUCCAGCGCUCAUGUUGUCUGUCAGGGUGAUCAGUGGACAACAGUUACCGAAACCGGUGGGAACGGCGUUGUCGGAUAUCAUUGAUCCCUAUGUUGUUGUGCAGAUUGUUGGCGCUGAAUUUGAUCAACAGAAGAAGAGCACGAAAUUUAUCAAAAAUAACGGUUUUAAUCCGGUAUGGGACACGACUGUCGAUUUGUUCAUUCGAAGUCCCGAAUUAGCUGUAUUGCGCUUUAAGGUGCGCGAUCAGGCUAAUGUGGGAAAGAAUAAACUCAUUGGGCAGCAUACAAUUGCUGUUGGAUGUUUGCAAGAAGGAUACCGUCAUGUAGAAUUGUAUACCAAGAACGAUUUGCCGUUGGAAAUGGCAUCUAUCUUUGUUGAAGUUCGUAAACUUGUUAUCGUUCCGGAAGAAAUCCGAGAAGCCUUGGAUGCGGAAUAGUCCGCGAAUAUAUACAUUAUUUUUAUCGAGCAUUAUGAUAUUUUACUGCUUAAGAGGAGCAUGAAACGAAUUUCCGGUUGCCUUUCUUGCGGUGCCUUUGCCCGGGCUUUCAUUUGGCAGCUUUUCCUGCUUGUCAGUGAUGCAAACCCCGUGUCGAUCAAAAUUGAAUCUUAGAUUUUUAUCGGUGCUGUUUUGCAGCUUGUUCUUAUCUUUUUUAAGUUUUAAAGAUUUAUAAAUGCUUUAAAUGUAUUCACGUCCUUGUGUGGUAUAUAUUAGUCUGUAGAUAUACAAAAAGUGUAAGUAUUAAAACUAUAAAAUCAU